Closterium sp. NIES-65 is the source of this 1509-nucleotide messenger RNA. Lineage: Eukaryota; Viridiplantae; Streptophyta; Zygnematophyceae; Desmidiales; Closteriaceae. The record is from the annotation of a GenBank genome assembly.
AUGACCACUCUUCGGCUCUCCCUUCCGCCCGUCAGCGCGCCCGACUCGCGAGCUUUUCCUUCCGCCCGUCAGCGCGCCCGAGUCACGAGCUUUUCCGUCCGUCCGUCGCUCGCCAAUCCGCACGUAGCGCUCCCCUCCGCCCAUCGCUCUCCCUUCCGUCUUUUGCUGUACCUUCCGCCCGUCGCCCUCCCUUCCGCCCGUCGUUCUCCCUUCCACCGUCGCCCUUCUUUCCCGUCGUCAUCCACCCUUCCGCCCGUAACCCUCCCUUCUUCCCAUCGCCAUCCCUUCUUCCCAUCGCCAUCCCUUCUUCCCAUCGCCAUCCCUUCUUCCCAUCGCCAUCCCUUCUUCCCAUCGCCAUCCCUUCUUCCCAUCGCCAUCCUUCCUUCCCAUCGCCAUCCCUUCUUCUCAUCGCCCUCCCUGCCGCUCGUUGCAAUCCCUGCCGCUUGUCCCCUCGCUUUCCCCGUCAACCUGUCUCCUUGUCCGCCGUCGCAAAGGCGAGGGUUCCCUCUCUCCCCGUCUCCUUGCUUUCCCCGUCUCCUCGCUUUCCUCGUCUCCUCGCUUUCCCCGUCUCCUCGCUUUCCCCGUUCCAUCAAAUGCUCGUCGCCCUCGCCUUCCUUCCCGUCUCCCUUCCCAUCUCGCACAUUUGUCACCCUCCCAUCUCUCCCCCCACUCACUCCCUUCCUUCCACCCAACAAUCCCCAUCAAUCCCCCACUUAUACCCCCCCCCUGCCCUGCUUACCUCUCUCCCUAUUCCCACCAUUCUCUGCCCUGCUCCCCACCAUCCUCUGCCCUGCUCUCUCCCCGGCAUCUGCCCCCGUACCCCCCAUCCCAUUCCCUACGCGAUCUCCUCAUACCCCCUCCGCUUCUCCUCCGUCCCCCCUCCGCUUCUCCUCCUUCCCCCCUCCGCUUCUCCUCCUUCCUCCCUCCACUUCUCCUCCGUCCCCCCUCCGCUUCUCCUCAUUCCCCCCUCCUCCUUCCCCCCUUUGCUUCUCCUCCUUCCCCCCUCCACUUCUCCUCAUUCCCUCCUUGUUUUCCCCUCUGCUUCCCCCUGUGGUGGACGAAGCAGGCCGCUUGCUGCCUGUGGUGGUGGAGGCGGACCGGCUGCUGCGCCAGUUCUACCACGACUGGCUGCAUGCUGACGUGGCAAUGAGCGUGCCAGUUCUGUGCGGCGUCAUGCAUGCACAUGGCGGUGGCAGCGUGAGUGGUGUUCUCCCCACUCCAUUCAUCCACGGCCUGCAAUCUCUCCGUCACCGGAUGCUACGCGGUGCUGCUACAUGCCGCUGCUACGUGCCCGUGCCUUGUGGUUGCUGUGUGCAUUUGACCUGCAGCCACUUGACUGACGCUGCUAUGAGCCAUUGCCUUGCGCUCGUGUCACCUCACCGUGCUUUCACCGUGUUUGUGUCGUUGCUGCAUGCGGCGCACAGCCUCUUCCUGCUGCUCUCCGCCUUUCCCCCCGCCUCGCUGCCCUUCGCCUCUGCUGAGUUCUCCUCCCACCAGCCGCAGCUCUAG